UUUUUGUUGACGGCUUGUCUGUAGGCAAACUGAUUGGAUAAUAUUGGUGCCGGAGAGAUUUGUCCUAUCCAGUGCUGUGACUGGGCUUGAUGGCUUUCUGCCAGGCAGACCGGCAAAUGAAAGUUGAGAACAAGAGAGGCGAUUGAAUCCUCCGGUGUUCUCCAAGAUUUGGUUUGACAGCGUUUUUGAAAGAACUGCGAGUUCACGCAACGCCACCUGAUUGAGAGGCAUAUGUUUUCUGUCUGCACACACAUCCUGUGGUACCGCGGGCGACUUAACGCCUUCUGUGUUGACGCCCGGACAUGGACACCGGGAAAACAUUGGUGAUGCCGUGCGAUUUAGGGUAAUUGUGAAAAGUGAUAUAAUCGUAUUCAUGGUAAAUUAAUUAUGCUUAACACCCACUGACUUCAUCGACAUGUUAAUGGUAAAAUAUCUCGCCGGGGUUUUGACGGGCUGACCAGGGACACUCCAGGAAGCUGAUCUAGCAGAAGGCCCAGUCCACAGCCAGCUAGGCAGGAUGACAGAGGGGGUGGAGUUGGAGGCCAGACAGAACCAGUCCCACAGGACCCAGAGGACCAGACAGAACCAUAACCAGGGCGACACAGUCCUGCUGAGGAGGGGUAGUGGAGGAGAGGGCCCCCAGGGGCCUAAGGGACCCGAGGUUAGGGCAGAGAGGUCCAGGGGGUCUGAGGUUAGGGCAGAGAGGUCCAGGGGGUCUGAGGUUAGGGCAGAGGGGUCCAGUGGGUCAGAGGAUGGGGUAGAGACACGGACGUCUCAGGACUGGACCGGGGUGAACCACAGUACUGUGAGGAGGAGCACAGACAGUGACUCAGAGGAGCAGGAGGAAAACGAGGAGGAGGAGGAGGAUUCCCUCCAACACCACCACCUUACUGGGUUACCACCCCACAAUGGCCCAACUGGAGAACCAGGGGCUGGGCUGUCUGGGAACGGGUAUGCCCAACAGGUGGCCCCGGAUGGGGGCUGGGGCUGGGUAGUCCUGGUGGCUACUAUCCUGGUCCUGGCUCUAACGCUGGCCUUCCCUUCCUGUAUUGGCAUCUUUUACACAGAGCUACAGGCUGAGUUCAGCUCCAGCAACACAGAGACGUCCUGGGUGCCUGCUAUCAUGACUGCUGUGCUGCACGCUGGUGGUCCACUAUGCAGCGUGCUCGUGGAACGCUUUGGUUGCCGGGUAACGGUGAUGGUGGGAGGGGUUCUGAGUGGACUAGGCAUGGUGGUCAGCGCCCUGGCCAGAACCAUCACAGAACUCUACAUAACCAGCAUCAUCGCAGGGUUGGGGUUCUGCCUGUCCUUCCAGCCCUCUGUGACCAUGAUGGGCCACUACUUUUUGAGGCGGCGGGCGUUUGCCAACGCCCUGUCAUCCACCGGCACGGCCCUGGGCCUCAGCACCUUACCCCUGCUGGCCAACUUCCUGCUGGGCCAGUUUGGCUGGAGAGGCAGCUUCCUGGUCCUGGGAGGGCUGCUAUUGAACUGCUGCGUGUGUGGGGCUGUCAUGAGGCCCCUGGGGGCCAAACACAGUGGAGCCCAGAGGACACUCACAAACAAGGCUGCCCAGGGGCUCAGCAAGCAACCGAUCAAAGGUCCUCUCCAACAGGAGAAGGAGGGAAUUAAGACAAGACUUAGGACAGCGUUCAGUGACCUUGUCGUGUUCCUACGGAGACACAUGGCCUUUGACCUGUUGGUCAGUAACCCCCGUUACCGUGCCUACGCCCUGGGAGUGACGUGGAUGAUGUUGGGGUUUGUAGUUCCCCUGGUCUACCUGGUGCCCUAUGCUACAGCCAAUGGUAUGGAACAGGACCGAGCCGCGCUACUGAUGGCCGUACUGGGCCUGGUUAACAUUGCUGUGAGACCCGUGGCGGCUGUCUUCUUCGGCCUGCCGCGCUUCAGGGGCAGUGGCUGUUUUGUGUAUGUGUUUGCGGUAGCCCUCCUGGUCAACGGGCUGAGUAACAGUAUCUGUGGUGCGGCCGCCACCUUCCCCGUGCUCCUGAUCUACGUGGUCAUCUUUGGUCUGUCCAUGUCUGUGAUUGGCUCUCUGCUCUUCACGGUGCUGAUGGAGACGGUGGAGAUGAGCCGGUUCCCCUCUGCCCUGGGUCUCAUCAGUAUGUUAGAGAGUGGAACACUGCUGAUUGGACCGCCGCUCGCAGGCAUGUUGGUGGACAGUACAGGACACUACUCUUAUGUGUUCUAUGCCUGCAGUGUGACUGUCUCCUCCUCUGGCCUCUUCCUCAUCGCAGCGUUCUACUAUCUGGACAGACAGAGGAAGAGGGAAGAGAAGAAGAGAGCAGGUCCUCCUGCUGCGUACCAACAGAAGCCUGCUAUCAGCCUAGUCCCUGACUGCCAGUACAGCCAUGUUCCUUCUACACAGGGAGGGAAGCCUGCUAUCAGCCUAGUCCCUGACUGCCAGUACAGCCAUGUUCCUUCUACACAGGGAGGGAAGCCUGCUAUCAGCCUGGUCCCUGACUGCCAGUACAGCCAUGUUCCUUCUACACAGGGAGGGAGAUCAGCGGACACUGUUUGUGUCACCAACGUGUGACUUACUAAUAUGCACGUGUGUAACCCAGUAAGACAACCUGUCUACCUGCCUGCCUUUAGAAUUACAUCUAGAAUGAGAAUGAAGUAAGGAGGUAGCCUUCCAUGAGCCCUGGCCUGUAGGAGCUGCAGCAUAUCACAGGAACUGCUCACUGUGUAACGCCUCACGAUGAUGAGUCAAUGAAGGAUCUCUGUGGUGUCUGCUGUCUGCUGUCUGCAGAGGGAAGAACUGGGAGGUUACACAUACACUACUGUUAUCAUCACUGUGAUUCCUAUGUAUGUACGUACGUACACGGGCAUUCACAACACAGGGUUUGCACACAGAUUUAGUCUGAAUUUGGAAGUCUCUCUCUCAUCUUUAUUUCAAUAAAUAUCUUCUGUUUUCAUCAA
This is a messenger RNA of Oncorhynchus tshawytscha (Chinook salmon), 2937 nucleotides long. RefSeq names its product monocarboxylate transporter 6. The transcript is spliced from 6 exons. Gene Ontology annotation, molecular function: monocarboxylic acid transmembrane transporter activity. NCBI's taxonomy places the organism in Eukaryota, Metazoa, Chordata, Actinopteri, Salmoniformes, Salmonidae. Bases 518 to 2551 code for a protein of 677 amino acids. The record is from RefSeq and is a predicted model, not a curated record. Gene Ontology annotation, biological process: monocarboxylic acid transport; transmembrane transport.